Molecule: messenger RNA, 1141 nt
Organism: Pocillopora damicornis (cauliflower coral)
Lineage: Eukaryota; Metazoa; Cnidaria; Anthozoa; Scleractinia; Pocilloporidae
Cellular component (GO): extracellular matrix
Molecular function (GO): extracellular matrix structural constituent
Source: RefSeq, a predicted model, not a curated record
GUGGCGGAGCUCAGGGAGAUCCCGGCACACAGGGUGAACGUGGAGAACCGGGCAGAGACGGUCUACCUGGACCUCCAGGUAUAGCCGGUCCCAGAGGGCCAAUGGGACCACCAGGACAGAGUUUGGCGGAAGCGCUUGCUGAAAUGAACACUGGUGAAAAAGGACCUCCCCCAUACAGAUUGUACUCCAGCCAAGGAUCUGGAAAAUCACAGGAUUCAAAUAAUGACGUUGGAGCCCAACUCUUCAAGACAGUGGAUAUCGAAUUCAUGAUAUCGCUUCUGGACAGAAAAAUUCAAACUUUCCGAGUACAGAAUGGGGACCUGGAACAUCCUGCCCGAUCAUGCCGAGAAAUCAAACUAGAUCAUCCUGAAUCUAAGAGCGGUGAGUACACGAUCGAUCCCAACGAAGGCUGCAGUAGUGACGCUGUCAAAGUUUACUGCGAUUUCGAGAAGAACGCUACCUGCGUUAACCCCAAAAAGACCAAGAUUGUUGUCGACGCCAAUGAAACCGGUCCAGGACAAUGGACAAACGAGGAUGAACCGAUCGAAUACAAACUAAACUCAGUGCAAAUGACAUACUUGCGACUUCUGAGCAAGAGCGCUUUCCAAGAGAUGAGCUACAGUUGCGCAAACUCACACAAGAGCUGCAUGGUGGAUCUUAAAGGCGAUAAUGAAAUGGUGGUCAAUAACUUGGAGAAGAUAGACCUUGAUGUUACAGAGACGUCUGAUAAUGGAAAUAAAAAAAUGAAGAUUGAAGUCUCGACCGCGCAGCAGAAUAACCUGCCGAUAGUGGACUGGGCACCACAAAGCAGCGUCGACUCCAAGCUCACUUUUGAAAUAGGACCAGUUUGUUUUAAGUAUUAGACAUGCGCGGAGUCAAACAAGAGAAGAACACCACCUGUAUUGUACAUUGACAAUUUUUCUGCCUAAUAUAUUAGCUAAGGAACAAUUAAAGAUCGUGUGAAAGCUUGUAGGAGAUCUGAAUAAAGCACGCGGUUGACUGGACGUUACUGAAUGCUGUUGAUUCUGUUUUGUUUGUUACAGUAGCUAGUCUUAAAAAUUGUAAUUUUGACAUGGAGUUAUUUUGUCUUACGCCGCGUUCAAAAUAUUUUAUUAUGAAAAUAAACUGUAAGUUUAUAUUC